Portunus trituberculatus (swimming crab) is the source of this 1368-nucleotide messenger RNA. Its product is annotated as 2-oxo-4-hydroxy-4-carboxy-5-ureidoimidazoline decarboxylase-like. The transcript is spliced from 3 exons. The coding region runs from base 16 to 654 and encodes 212 amino acids. Gene Ontology annotation, molecular function: carboxy-lyase activity. NCBI's taxonomy places the organism in Eukaryota, Metazoa, Arthropoda, Malacostraca, Decapoda, Portunidae. Gene Ontology annotation, biological process: allantoin metabolic process. The record is from RefSeq and is a predicted model, not a curated record.
UUUUCUUUCACAAUCAUGAAAAUAAAAAUAAAAGAACGACUGCGAACACUUGCUGACCGCCAGAAGCCCAGAGCGGCCAGACUCCAGUGCGAGAUGACCAGCCAAACGUCUCUACUCUUGCCCACUACCAUUAAAAUUUCUCAAGUCAAUUCCUUAACUGACGAGGAUUUCAUCAUAAAGUUUGGCAAUGUAAUCGAACACUGCUCCCUGGUGGCCGCCGCCGUGGCUAAGAGCCGCCCCUUCCAGAGUCUCCAACACCUGCAUGCUGAAAUUUGUUCUUUCAUCGAUGAACUUCCAGUUAAAGGUCGUGAGGGCAUCCUGCGAAGCCACCCGGACCUGGCGGGGCGAGCAGCCAUGGCGGGAAAGCUGACGCAGGAGUCUCGUCAGGAACAGGAGUGCGCAGGUCUCGGCAGUCUGACAGAAGAAGAGAGAUCGAAUUUAAAUACCAUGAAUAAGAGUUACCGCCAAAAGUUCGGCUUCCCCUUCGUGAUAUGCGCCCGGCUGAACAAGAAGGAAGCCAUCCUGCUGGGCCUCAGAAGUCGCCUGCACAACUCGCCGGAGGAGGAGCUGCACACGGGCAUCGAGGAGGUGAAGAAGAUUGCACUGCUGCGCCUUAAAAUUCUGGUCUCCGACGACAUGGGCAGCAAAAUGUGAACAUGUCCACGAAUUGCUCUGUUCCCCCUCUUCCUUCUUUCUGAGUGGUAACAAUGGAGUCACGUGACGCCGCUAGAGUAAAUAGCAAUAUGGAGCCGCAAGUGUAUAUAUCAGUAUUUAAUGUUACGUUGUUUAUCUAGCAUGACAACGGUAAAUGUUGGAUUUAACUAAUCUUCUCACAAAGUUUCAGAUCUUACAUGCAUUACAACACACACACACACACACACACACACACACACACACACGCACAGUCCUACCCGAGGAUCGGUCUAUGAACUCUGAGUUCGCUCCGUAAUGGGGAAGACUGGCUGGGCGACCGAGGUGAACACACACACACACACACACACACACACAGUAUUACAUGAAUUACUACUACAAGUUAUGAGCUUAAAAUACAUGAUUUUUUAAUUUAUUUAUCUUUCUUCAUCAUGAAAUAUGGGGAAGGUCUGAGACAAUACCAGGCAAAUGAUGAGCCUCACACAACACUUUGUUGCUUGGUGAUGCCACCUCUAUGAUUCUUAUUAUUACUAUCAUUAUUUCAUUACUGUUGUUGUUAGCAUUAUCAUUCACUCUAUGCCCAAAAUAACCAUUGUAUAACGGAAUAAACUUCUAAAUCUGAAUAUGAAACACAUUAUAUUAUACCUUCAAAAAGACAAUGUAAAAGGAAAAGUUAGGAAACAGAGCUUGCUUAAAGAAAUAAAACUUAUGCCAAGA